This is a messenger RNA of Lotus japonicus, 1510 nucleotides long. RefSeq lists its product as uncharacterized. The record is from RefSeq and is a predicted model, not a curated record. The transcript has a single exon. NCBI's taxonomy places the organism in Eukaryota, Viridiplantae, Streptophyta, Magnoliopsida, Fabales, Fabaceae. The coding region runs from base 319 to 1182 and encodes 287 amino acids.
CCCAAUGAAAAUGGUUUACCUCCGGUAAGGAAUUCCUUACAUUCAUGCGGUCAUGUAAUUUGAGUUGUCGGGUUAAGAUCGGUCAGUUCAAAUUUCAAUUUUAUAUCUACCAUCAGAUAUUGAUAAAAUGUAUAAACCGACCGAUCUUAAUUGGACGACUUAGAUUGCGUGGCUGCGUGAAUGUAGAGUAUCACUAACGGCAUAAAAUCUGAAUCUCUCUCAAAAACCAAAUAAAUAGCCAUAUACCCACCCCAUUUAUCAUUUUUGGCUCUCACUCUAAAAUCCCAAUGUCCACAGCUCCUUAUCUUAUAAAUCACAAUGCCCACUUCAAACCUUAGCUUAUCCUACACAAACCCAUCAUCAUCAACCAUGGACUGGUUCUCAUGGUUAUCAAGAACAAGUCUUGACCCUUCCCUCAUCUAUGACUAUGGCCUCAUCUUCGCCCGGAACGAGCUUCAAUUGGAAGAUGCAAGCCACUUCAACCAUGAGUUUCUUCAGAGCAUGGGAGUCUCAAUUGCCAAGCACAGGCUAGAAAUUCUCAAGCUUGUAAAGAAGGAACAAGUAGCAGCAGCAGCAAGACCAAAAAAGCUUUCUGGGGUGAUCAAGAGGUAUCUGAGAAAAUGCAUGAACAAGUUUGUUUUUCAAGAACAACUUGAAGUGAAAAAGAAGAACUUGCCUGUGUCAGUGCCAGUGCCAGUGCCAGUGACAGUGACACAACCAGAGGGUAAUUGGUAUCAAGAGAAGUGGAAAGGAGCAAUUGUGAAGGAAGAAAGGCAAGUUCCCAAGUACAAAAGCAGGACAAUAGCACUUUCAGGACCAUUGGAUGGAAGAAUGCAUGAGAAGAUGAUAAACCACAAUAAGUCCUUGAAGCUAUCUGGGCCAAUUGAUGGAAGAAUGAAUGAGAGAAUGAUGAUGUACACUAAUAGGAGUCCUUUGGUUUCUAAGCCUUUGGAAAGAAGGUUCACAGCACCAAGGAGUCCAAGAGUAUCAGGGCCUCUGGAUAUGAUGGUUGAGAAUAGAACUCCAAGACUAGCAAGGCCUUCUGAUGCAACAAAAGCUGAGAAUGAGAACUUGAUGGGUUACAGUCCUUAUAACAAGCCUAAAGAUGACUAUGAUUAUGAUGAGGAUGAUGAUGAUCACACACUCUGGCCUACACUGUUUCAGGAUCUGAAACCAACUUGAUUAUUUUAAUUUAUCUUUGUUUUCUUGGUGUGUGCCUCAUUGGUGAGUGAGGAGAACACUUUUUUUUUCCUUUUAUAGUUUAUAAUAGUAGUGUUACAUUAGCAUAUGAAAUCCAUAUUGUUUUGCUCGGACACUUUCUUUUAUUCUAUGCAUUCUCUGGUUCUUCAACAAUUUGUUUAUACAUUAUUAUGUUUCAGCAAUUGGUAACAUUCUCUGAAGGACUGACAAGCAAGUACAGCUCCACUAAGAGGUCAUAAAUAAUUAUAUUAUCAUAUUGUAAAGCAACACAGACAACGAUUAUGGAUGAAUGUGAUUACCUCUAAAUGUC